Messenger RNA from Vigna radiata var. radiata (mung bean), 1178 nucleotides. RefSeq lists its product as uncharacterized. The transcript has 2 exons. The coding region runs from base 116 to 649 and encodes 177 amino acids. NCBI's taxonomy places the organism in Eukaryota, Viridiplantae, Streptophyta, Magnoliopsida, Fabales, Fabaceae. The record is from RefSeq and is a predicted model, not a curated record.
GGUGAAAGCGUUUGUUGCUGGCAGGCAUAUAACUGACCAGUGACCCUGUCUCCCGUAAGAGUCCAUUCCAUAAACUUUCGUCUUCUCUCUUUUCUGCCUGAAGAAAAUAAUAGCAAUGUCAUCUUCCUUCACGAGUCUUCACAUCACCGCGUUAGACUCGAUAGUGAACGUGAACUCCCUUUUCACUCUCGCUGUCUUCAUAGGCCUAACUUGGAACCCUAACGAUCCGGAGAACAAUCUCAACUCCGAUCCGGCGUGCGCUCCCACCUCCGCCAUCGCCGAGAACCUCAUCGCCUUCCACGUCUACUCCUUCAGCUCCUUUCUCUUCUCCAGCCUUGUCGCACUUGCGCUCAAGCAGGCCAUUCGCCUCUCCCGCACCACCUCUUUCCACUACCCCGCCGCCGUCGAACACCUCGUCGCGCACGUCAACCGCAGCUCCCUCCGCGUCGGAAUGCUCGUCUCCGCUGUGGGAUCCGUCUUCGGCUGCUCCUUCCUCAUGCUUGCGCUCGUCAACGUCGCGCAGAUCAAGCUUGGAACGCUUGCCUGCGGAAGCUCGCACACCUACGCCGCCGUCGUUCCGCUUCUCAUCCUCGUCCCCAUUGCGCUCCUCAUCUACGCCUCGCUCGUUCUGUACGCUUUCACUCGCUAGGUUUUCUGUGAACGAAUGCAAUCGCGUUUCACACUAUUACAAUGUUUGAUGCGGCUAAUUUAUGUGUCUUCGUUGAAAUUGUAGAGCUCUAGAUUUCUACUGAGUUUUGGACCUUUGGAGAUGUUCUAAACUCCGAUUCGCUUUUGAAAAUUGAUCCCGACAGCGAUGGCAGCAGCAGCAACAUGGUAAAAGAUGUGAGUAUUAUUCUCUGUUGGUGGAGCUAGUAAUUGUGGAGGUGUAGAAAGCAAGAGCUAUCGCUUUAUUACAAGCAAUUGACUUCACCAACUUUUAUUGAUUUGUUUCGGGGCUGGACAGUAAAUAAGGCCUAUCUUACCAUACAGGCUUUUGCCUCAUUCAUUAACACUUUUGUUCCUUCAAUGAAUACGUGGAAAGGAAUGGAAUGAAUUUGAAGGUAAAUUUUUUUAUUGUUUUUUUAAUGAAUUUGUAGGUAAGUAAAAGUGGAUUUAGAAAUAAAGUUUUGUAAAGAUUAGUGUAAGAUUUGAUUGAUGUAACAGAUUAAAAAAAUUUA